This is a messenger RNA of Colletotrichum orchidophilum, 1674 nucleotides long. Its product is annotated as cytochrome P450. The record is from RefSeq and is a predicted model, not a curated record. The transcript has 6 exons. Bases 1 to 1674 code for a protein of 557 amino acids. Lineage: Eukaryota; Fungi; Ascomycota; Sordariomycetes; Glomerellales; Glomerellaceae. Gene Ontology annotation, molecular function: oxidoreductase activity, acting on paired donors, with incorporation or reduction of molecular oxygen; heme binding; monooxygenase activity.
AUGAGUGUUAUUUUCGACUCCAGCUACCAAGCCGUCCUGGUCUACGGCCUUGGACUCCUUUGCGGCUUUGCUGUUCAUCAGGGAAUCUUCAUUCAUGGAGAAUGGCAUGUACAGGCACCCCAGAUUGCUCUCGGUCACUUGUGGCUUUUCUCUUGUUUCGCGGCUCUUAGCCGUUACUACAAGGGCUCAGCUGUUGGUGAUCUAUGCCACUCACUCUUGAUACUAUUCGUCGGUUAUCUGCCUGGACUUUUCACAAGUAUUACGCUUUACAGAUUCUACUUCCACCGUUUGACAACUGCUGGCUUCAAAGGCCCUUGGUACGCCCGCAUCACCAAGCUGUGGCACGUCUGGGCCUGCAGGAACUGCAAGAAUCAUCUGCUCUUGGAGAAUCUACAUGAACAGUAUGGAGAUUUUGUGAGGACAGGACCCAGCGAGAUCACUGUUUUCCACCCCGGAGUCUUCAUGGCCGUGGAUGGUCCCCGGUCUGAAUGCAUCAAAUCUGAGUGGUACGACAUUCUGCACCCCGAUCGUGCGCUUGUCACAACACGCACCAAACCCAUUCAUGCCGCCCGACGCCGUGAAUGGAACCGUGGGUUCUCGGCACAAGCCCUUGUCCAACACGAGUCAAAGAUUCUCAAGUAUAUUGAGCAGCUGGACGCUUGCAUCGAGGCAGAUGCCAAAGCGCACGUUGCUUCCGAAGUGCGAAACCUCUUCUUCUGGUUUGGGUUCGAUGUCAUGGGAGACUUUGUCUUCAGCAAGUCGUUUGACAUGCUGCACCAGCAGCAGUGGCAUCACAUCAUUGUGCGGCUGCAGCGUGCCCUCUCGCUUCUGGGACCGUUCAGCCCUGCUCCAUGGCUCAUCCAGGUCGGCUUCAAGCUGGGACCGCGUAUCAGCGUUCUCAAGGACUGGUUCGACAUGGUCGCUUGGUGCGAGCGGCAAAUGCGUGCCAGACUUGAUGAUGGAACUCCUAAGCCAGCUGUUCCUGAUCUCGCCUACUACUUGAUGGAGCUUAACGACGGCCAGACCGAGCUCAAUGAUCGGUUGCCAUGGCUCUUCGGUGACAGCUUGCUCGCAAUUGUUGCUGGAAGGCAAGUUUCAUCCUCCGAGCCGACAGCCGCUGCCUUGAUAGGUAUCUUCUGCGAGCUGGCUAAGCAUCCCGAGCACGCCGACAAGGUCUAUGAAGAGUUGGAAGACGUCGACGCGACCAAUCUCAAGACCCUCACAAGCCUCCCGCACCUCAAUGCCGUCAUCAACGAGGGCCUCCGCUUAUACCCAGCUCUUCUCACCGGCGGGGCCAGGAAGACCACGGAGAACGGGGCUACGAUCGGUGGGACUUUCAUCCCACCCGCCACGACAAUCAUUGCCCCGCGUCACGUUAUAUCCCGAAGGGAGGACUGCUUUGAGCGGGCCAAUGAGUUCAUUCCUGAGCGAUGGAGUACGCGGCCAGAGAUGAUCCGCAAUGUUGCAGCUUUUGCGCCAUUUGGAACAGGUCAUCACAGCUGUCUUGGUCGUUUCCUGGCCACUGACACUAUGAGGUUCGUUGUUGCGAGACUUGUGAAGAAGUACCAUUUCCGCCUUGCACCGGGAGAGACGGGCAACCGCGUCUUUGACGAGGUUCGGGAUCAGUUUACCUCUAACCCGGGGCCCCUGUCGCUGUGUUUCGAGUUGAGAUGA